This is a messenger RNA of Gongylonema pulchrum, 291 nucleotides long. The record is from the annotation of a GenBank genome assembly. NCBI's taxonomy places the organism in Eukaryota, Metazoa, Nematoda, Chromadorea, Rhabditida, Gongylonematidae.
AUGGAACAUUCAAUUUACAGCCACAUAAACUGUGGAAGGGAUUAUCAGGCAAAAGUGAAGAAAUGGGCUGAUCGUGCAAUAACUGACGAAGAACGUGAUGCAAUACCUGACCGUGAUGAGGCCGUUUUCGACUGCAAUGUUAUCGAUCAUUUAGAGGAUUCUGCCGGUAUGCUGCAGUUUCUCGUUGCCUCAGAUAAAGUUGUGAACGCUGCUCAUCAAAGAGUGGUGCUCGCAGUUCAAACUUUUUAUUUGUCCAAAAUAACCGCAUCGUUUCGGCAUUUUUCAUCAUAA